CUGCCCUCCUCCCUCCCCGCGUGACUUCGGAGAACUCCCGCCUCCUCCUCCUGGUCCUUAAGUUUCGCUUUCGUCGUCCCCUUCCUUUCUUCUUCCCGCUGCUGCCGCUGGAGCUGGAGCCCUGCUGCCGGGCUGAGAGCAUGGCUUCUUCUUCCUCUCCGCCGCCGUCGGGGUUCCUGGAGGAAGAGCUGGAGUGCCCCAUCUGCCUGAGCCUCCUCCAGAACCCCGUCACCAUCCGCUGCGGCCACAACUUCUGCCGGGGCUGCCUCCAGGCCCUUUGGGAGGCCUCCUUGUCCUCCUUGGCCUCGCCCUCCUCCCCCGCUGCGCCCCUCCGCUGCCCGCAGUGCAGGAGCCCCUUCGACGCCCGGCCCUCCGCCCUCACCACCAACACCCUCCUCUGCAGGGUCCUCCAGCAGGUGGCCCGCCCCAAGGAGAGCCCCCAGGGGCCCAGACCCGCCUCCAAGGCCCCCGACCACCCCCUCCCCAGCCCCCCGCCCCCCCCCACGGCCCCGGGCCCGGGGGCCCCACCGGAAGCCAAGGCCCAGCAGCAGUUGCAGCUGAAGAAAAGAUUGACAGAACUCGAUACGCUAAAUGAAAAAGCUUUGCAGUCUUUGGACCAAGUACAAGUGUUGCAGAAAAAAACCAGUGAUAUAGCUUCACAGAAAUUGGAUUUGCUGAAAUCUGAAUUCCUGGAAAUGAUAGCUUUAAUUCAAGAAGAAGAAAGGGAAUGUGUGAAGAAGGUCCUCGCAGAAGAGAAAAGAGUCCUAGAUAAAUAUGAUUUUGUCUCUAAAGUCCUUGGCAAGAAGAAAAAUGAAAUCCAAGGCGAGAGAGACCAAAUUGAAAUGGUCUUGUCAGAAGAUGAUGACAUCGCUUUCUUAAGGAAAUCGGCAAAAUUGAGCCAGAUACAAGUCAAAGAUGUAUUCAUUCCCAAAAUAGAUUUGGAUCAAAAGUUGAUACAUACUGUUUAUCAGAAAGCCUUUGGCCUGAAGGAAACUGUGAAACAAUAUUUGACUCCAUCUGAAGAGAAGAAAACAGAAGGAACCUCAAAGGGGAAGCCUAAACUACAGACCCAGUCCUCACAGUGUGCAAAAACAAUCACUGCAUUAAAGCGGAGAAGCAGACCUGAUAAACGCUCACAAAGUCCCAGCCAGAGAGAACGGAGCUCAAGCAGGUCUCUGCCACAGACUCAUUCGGGGACUCUGGAAACAUUUUUAAAUAAAUCAAGAGAGGAGCUUUUGGAAUUUGCUACAAAAUUCACUUUGGAUUACAACACGGCCCAUAAGAAAGUGAGUUUAUCGGAGAGAAACACCAAAAUGUCUGUGUCGGAUAUCCCCCAGAACUACAGCCACCACCCUCAGCGCUUCACGUACUGCUCCCAAGUAGUAGCCUUCCAGUGUGUCAAGAGGGGCAUCCAUUACUGGGAAGUCGAGAUAGAGCACAACAACUUCUGUGGAAUUGGCGUCUGCUAUGGGAGCAUGCCCAGGCAAGGAGUUGACAGCCGCUUAGGGCGCAAUAGCAGCUCGUGGUGCAUUGAAUGGUUCAAUGCCCGGAUCUCUGCAUGGCACAAUGACAUCGAGGAGUGCCUGCCCAACACCAAAGUGCAGAAGAUUGGCAUUCUACUGAAUUAUGAGGGUGGCUUUGUGAUUUUCUUUGGGGUCGCUGAGAAAAUGACCCUCCUCUACAAGUACCAGGCACAGUUCACAGAGGCCCUCUACCCAGCCUUCUGGAUCUUCUCCAGUGGAACCACCAUCUCAAUCAGUCAAUUGACGUGAAGGGCCAGGCACACCACCCUUUCCAGCUCACAUUGGCAUCCUUAUGUUAACACCCCUGUCUGUAUUAGAGCCCAAUUCUUUGUAUAGCUUUAUUGUUUAAUUCAGUGCAAAGUUAUAUAUUCUGAAAUUUUGGGUUUGUUUUUUGAAAGUUUCAAAUUGCUUGUGAAAUUCUUGGUGGAGGGUAGUCAGUGGGCAUAUGGCUUACUGUAUCCUCUUAGUCACUCCUGGGAAAGGACAGGUAAAGGCAUGUCAAGCAGAAGAUUCCCCUAUUUCUUCCUUAAUGCACAGUCAGAAGGACAGGGUGGUGAUCUCUGUUUCUUUGGCACAAGCCUGUGUUUUCUCCAAUGGCAGGGCAUGCAUGUGGCCAUGCUGCCAUUAGGGACAGUCCCCAUUGUCCCCAGUGGUGGCAUAUGCAUGUGGCUAUAGUAGCAUUACAGACAACUGGACUUAAGCUGAAGUCUCACAGUAUGGCUACAUGCAUGCACCACCACUGGGGACAACAGAACGUGAGCAUCACAGGUUUUGUUAUCCGCAGGGGUCUGGAAUGGAUCCCUCGUGAAUCCCAAGGGCCAGCUGUACAGUCAUUCAUUCACCUCCUCUCUCACUUGUAUGGAUCAGUGGAAGGGAGUUGUAUCUUGAUCAAUGAAACCAGAGCUGGGUCAUGAAAGUGGUGGGGCUUUCCUUGUACUGAACACUGUUGUGAUUCAGCUGUUGUCUAUGCUACACCAUUGACAGUUCUUUCCAUUGGGAAGUGAAUAUCAGGCAAGGGGAUCCAUGUGAAAGAGAAGAGAUAAAAUAUUAUAUCUUCUAUUUCACAGCACUACAUAGCAGUAAUGGAACACUUUGAAAGUAACACUUGGAAUUCUGAAACCUCCAUGGUGUGACAAAGUCCUCAAAUGCUUUGAAGGGAUUUUCCUCUUAACCUCUUAAGAGGUAGAGAAGUCCCUCUUCUCAUAUCGCAUAAGUCUUCUCUUAGCUUAAUGCGGUGCUUCAUAGUCCUGCAUAUUUAAGAAACUGGAGCUAUUGAGGGUUUUGAUUAAUUCAUGUGUAAUGACAGGGAAUCUGAUGUUGAAAUAUAUUUUGGAUAUUGAAACCCCCCACCAUAACCAGUCCAUUUUAAGUGUACUCAUCUGUGUGGCUGCUUGAGAGAAAAACUUUGUUCUCUUUGUAUUUGAAGAACUUUGUAGAGCUUUGUGCCUCUGCUAUGGUUCUUCACAAUAUUAUGAAUACCAGGAGGAUGCAGUGAAUAGGAAUGUGGAAUUUUACAGGUUAGCCCUGAAGCAUAAAACUUUAGGACAGGAUUGGAGCUUUGCUCCAACCUUUGUUGGAAGUGAUUAGAUCCCUUUCGUUUGCCAUGUACAGGUCUCAAAGUGUAGUCUUCUCUAGCAUUUGGCUUUGAAGAGAUACUUAAAAAUCACUUGGUUGAUUUGCAAGGAGUGUGAAAAACCUGUCAGUGUUGCAAAGCUAAUCAUGUUUCUAAACUAUCCUUCCCAGCUGGCAUUUCAACUUUAAUGUAUGAAGUGUAUUUUUAUCACUAAAAAAGUGGUCAGCCUUCUGAGGAGCAUAGGAAACUGAUAGGCUGUGGUCUCUUGGACAACUUUGUUUUAGCUUUCUUGGAACUGUGAUUCCCCCCUCCCUUUGGAACUGGAUACAGCAUGAGUGUAAUGAUUGUGCAUCCUCAACAAUUGUCUACAACUUUGUUGCUUUCCUCCCAUUAAAGAAGAAAAACAAAUUAGAUGCACUGCCAAGGUUAUAUCAAUGUAUAUAUGCCUUGGGUUGUGGACUAGUAGGAAACAACACUGUCUUCCCUUUCUUGGACCAGCACAUAGGGAACAGAAAGGAUGCUUGACCAACAUGUGCUGCCCUUUUCAAGAAUCUCAAAGUACAGGAAAGUGUGUGCAUGUGCACACACACAUACAAGAAAGGUAAAAUGAAUUGGGUAGUACAGAGGACAGCAUGGUUGUUGUAAGUUGACUUGUGUGUUAAAAGUAAAAAAAAUAAGUCAUGGGUUCCUUCUUGGCCUUAACUCAGACUUAGGAUCCCAUCGGGGUAAGAAUUUCUGUCCAAAAGCUGAAAUGGUACACCUCAAGAUGCCUGUGUUAGUUCAUUAAAUGACUUAUCAGUGGCGCGUUACAGACCGCCCCUUUGGGGCGACUGUAGGCGCACCUUUCCCCGCCGGAUUGGGGCCUCAGUGUCCAGAGCAGCAGCCGCUGAAGCCCCGAUCCGCCGCUUUCUGGACUGCGGGGA
Sceloporus undulatus (fence lizard) is the source of this 4019-nucleotide messenger RNA. Its product is annotated as E3 ubiquitin/ISG15 ligase TRIM25-like. Gene Ontology annotation, molecular function: protein binding. Lineage: Eukaryota; Metazoa; Chordata; Lepidosauria; Squamata; Phrynosomatidae. The record is from RefSeq and is a predicted model, not a curated record.